Messenger RNA from Sphaerulina musiva SO2202, 1556 nucleotides. RefSeq lists its product as uncharacterized. Lineage: Eukaryota; Fungi; Ascomycota; Dothideomycetes; Mycosphaerellales; Mycosphaerellaceae. Gene Ontology annotation, cellular component: nucleus. Bases 17 to 1081 code for a protein of 354 amino acids. The transcript has a single exon. The record is from RefSeq and is a predicted model, not a curated record.
CUUGAAUGCUAUCAACAUGGCACUCGUCAACUACUCGGACAGUGAGAGCGACGGCGAAACUGCGCCAGCACCAGCAACAGCGACAACAGCCAAAGCAACAACAAAGCCGGCAUUCCAGAAAGCAGCUCCCGGACGACUUCAGGUCAGCCUGCCGAGUCUGAAGCCUGAAGUGGGUCUGAAGAGCGACGACGCAGAUUUAGACGGACCACCAGCGAAGAGAGCGAGGACAGGCGGCGCAUUCAGUGGCUUCAAUGCACUCUUACCAGCACCGAAGAAGGCAGUGGUACUGAAAAAGGGUGUCAACCUGAAGACGAGCAGUGAAGCGGCUUUCAGUCGCAAUCCACUCCCACAGCAGACCGAAGACAACGCCUACACGGCCCCAGACUUGAGCGAUGUUGGCGAGAAGAAGGCCGAGAAACAUAGUCCACCACCAGAACCCAAGAUCGUGGGCAAGGCGACGAGAUUCCUGCCACUGAGUGUGUCGAGUAAGAAGAAGAAGAAGCCACUGCCGAAAAUACCUGCGUCGGAGAAGAUUGUGGCGAAAGGGUCAGACUCAGCAAUACCAAAAGAUGUAGCGACGGAAGUCGAACCAGUUCAACCGAAGCCAAAGAAAUCGCUCUUCUCUGUCAUCUCAGAUGAACAGAAUGUGCCGAUAGACAGCGUCACGGGAGACUACGAACCCAUCACGAUAGAAAGUACUCGACCCUCGCAUCAUGGAGAAACAUCACAACCUCUAGAUCCUCAACCCUCUUCUGCACCCACAAAUCCAAACUCUCUCGAAGCAGUUGCCGCAAGCAUGAAUCUCACUCCUGCUCAGCGGAGACACCUCUUCGGCCGAAAUGGCAAGGAUGCGAAUGUCACGCACUUUGACAUGGAUGCCCAAUAUGCGGAGAACGAACGCGCUCGACAGGCUGGAGAAGUUGUGGAACAUCGUGCCGUGAAGGCUAUCGCUCCGGGCAAGCACAGUCUGCAGCAGCUUGUCAAUAAUGCUCAGACUCAGCAGGAGGCGCUCAAGGAUAAGUGGGCUGACGGUAAACGGGCACGAGGAGAAGGCGGGAGCAAGUAUGGUUGGAGCACUUGAGGAGACAUGCUGAUGGGAUGUCUAUUCAAUCCGUAUGUCAUUACUGGCUAUAGUGCAAUAAUCUGCUAGGUGGUGUUUGUCUUAGCUGGCAUUUAUCCGGAAACAACCUAUCACGAUACACUCGCCAUUCAAACAAGUGUCUUCGCUUCUUGGACGGCUGUGCUGUGUGCUACCAGCACAAACACUUCCUCUGUCUUCUGAUCAAAGGCCGACUUCCACAAGCAUUCUCCUACCACGCAACACGUUCUCCGGCUCGAAACUCACAUCUUACGACAAUGAGGAAGGCCAGCACGGAACCCUUCCAACUCUCUGAAGCAUUGCUGUCGUCAUUUACCCUCGCCCAGUCGUCUCGGUUUAUUGGAGUACAGGAGAAGUCCUGCUGGCUGUCACCUCUGCUUUGAUAUGACUAACUGUCUUACUCUAAACUACGUCUCCCAUCGACCCGAGGAGAGAUUGUGCUACAACUUGAACGCAA